GAAGAGAGUCAGCUGCUUCAUUCACUGACAACACUUUCACUCUGAGGGUUGACCUUGGUUGCUCAUCAUUAGCAUCGGAAACCAGUAAGAGAUAUCUGUUUUGGUGAAAUUUGACUGCCCUGUUGGUUGGUUGAGAGUUUAUACAUCAGGAGGAUCAUGGAGAAAGUGUCAAAAUCAGAGGAAAAUGAGAAGGAAGAGAAGGAAGAGAAAGAAAGGAAGGAAGAGACAAAGGAGGAUUCAGAGCCUGAAAUCAAGCUGGAGUCACUGGAAAACUCCAACUUCGACACCCUUUUCCAGGACACGUCAGAGUUCGAGUUGGCCGCAGACCGUCUGGAGCAGGUGCUGAAGAGCAUGGAGACGCUGCUGACGGAUGUGGAAGACCUCAGGAACCAGUGCAGCUUUCAGGCCUCGGAGCUGAUGCAGGCAACGGCAGAUCUGAAGCAGCAGCAGGAGGAGCUGAAGGAGAGCUACGCUGAAAUGGCCCGGGAAAUGCAGGACAUAGUGGACUCGGUGGAGGAACUGUUAGGCACCAAGAGCGCCUUUGAAGCCAAGGAGAAGGAAACGCAGAGACUGAGCCGGCAGUUUUGAGACAGCGGAAGGGAUGAACCCUGUUUUCAGUUGUGGGAUGAAUGCACUGUGUGGGGUGGUGGUUUGGACUCUGACUGUGUGAGACGCAAUUUUUGAGUUGCUGACAUGUGAAGUAAGGCUUGUUUGAAGUGAAAAUUGUUGCUUUUAGUUUAUAUCUGACAACCACAAUGAGUGACAAUCAAUUUAAGUCUUUAAAAAUAAAUGUUAUUUAUAGAAAGCUGCAAUAGUAAUAAAUCAUACAUUUGUUGUAAACACCAUCAUACAAUUUUUUGUGCCAUUGCAACUGCUUUGUACUCAGAUAUACAUUUGAAGUUCAGACUUCACUUUGGCCCAGUUUGUGCUACAUAAACAUAAUUUGCUUCAGUAAGUAAUAUGUCUUGAUAGUUUUGGAGAUGUAAAAAUUUGCAUUCAAUGUUUUUAAGCCAGAAAGACACAAGAAUGUUGCUGUCUUUUGCCUUCCCUUGAUAUAUGUUUCAGACUGCGUCCCUGCGGUUUCCAACUAAAAUAAACUAACCAAAGCAUAAAAGCAAUGUUUUCCUCCCCCAGCUCCACUGCUGUGACUUAAUGGGCUGUGUUUAGUGGUUUUGAGAUGUGCAAAAGGGACAAUCAGUGGUCAGAAUGGGCUGUAAAAAACAGUAAGGAAUAAAUCAAUGGGAAGCAAUGGAAAGUUACGGCUAUAUUUUACUUUAUUUUUCUAAGAUGGGUUUCAUAAUAUAUCCAGUGAUUGCUGUUCAAUCUGCAACAAGUAUAUGUGUAACCAAUAAAUGUUAGGUGUCAGAAGUCAUUUGGUGUGAAGAACCCUGUUGAAUUAAAUUUUCGAUGAUAGCAGCAUUAUAAAAAAGUAUUCUCCCUCCUCCACACAGCUUUUUCUUUUUUUGGUCACACAAUAAAUGUUUUACUUAUAAUCUAAAUAAAUAGGAAAUUUUGUUUUCCAAUGAUAAUUUUAGUUAUUAAGAGGAAAAAGCAAUUCAAACCAGCCUGGCUAUGUUUGAAAAAGGAAUUUCCCCCUUAAUCCUCAUAACCACUCUGGAAGCAACAGCUGUCAUCAAGUGUUUCCCAUAGUUACCAAUGAGUACUUUAGAUACCAUGGACUGAUUUUGGUCCACUUUUAAUUCUUUUACUAUAGCCACGUCUGAGGAUUACAAAUGCUGGACGGCCUGUCUGAGUUUUUGCUGCAGCAUCUCAAGUGAAUUUAAUUCCAGUCUUUGACUUCGGCACUGUAACAUUAAUUUAGAUCAGAGAUGGGCAGUUUCAGAUCAUCAUCUUUGCGGAAGCUUAAAGUCAUGAAAUUAUGAUCCAACACUCAUCUUUAGGAUUAUCUGACAGAAGGAAUAAUUCAUGGCAUCAUCAAUUAAGGCAGGUGAUCCAGGCUUUGAAGAGGCAAAGCAGCUCUCAUUCAUAAUACAACCACUGCCAUGUUUCAGGACAUCCUUGGAAAUAGGUUCGCAGUAUGAUUUGGAGGGUAACUAUUUCCACUUUUAUAGAUGCCAAUGACUUACUUUCUCAUCUCCUUUUACAUUUCUGAGGAACGUUCUGAUUUGUUUGUUUUCAAAAUCUUUUAGCCUUUAUAUCAGAUAUUUUUUAUUAUACGAAUGUAUAUGCAAUUGUUUAAACUGAAAUAAAGCUUUCAACCCAGUUACUAUUAUUGGGGGCUUUAUGGGUGUUUACUAUAUGUAGUUCAGAGUAUUGGUAAAGGAUGUGGAAGCAGGGAAUUGUUUAGAUUUUACUUGAUUAUUAUUUUUAUUAAACUUUACAACCUCUGAAAACUAACAAACGAUGACAGCAGAGGGGAACAUUCAGGUUGUUUAAUACUGAAAGAAAACAUAAAUGUUCAAAAUAAAUGACAUAUGAAAGUUUUAGUGAGAUUUUUAUGUUAAGGAAUUAAAAAAUAUUUUAAAUGUGCAGAAAAGGGGAUAAAAAUGUGAAAUUAGAGGAUAUUUAGUUACAUUUAACUUCAGUUUGAAAUUGUUUGGUCAGACUAUUUAGGUGUUUUCUACAGUUGUCAGGCCUGAGUGUGGUUAAUGUUAUUAAACCAAAGAAUACAGCUAACCUCAGGUGAUUUGUCAUUUGGGAAGAGACACAAUUAUGUUUUCAGAGGGCAAACCCUGACUUCCUUUAAAUCGCAACUAAAAACACACCUGUUUAGAAUUGUAUUUGAAAUGUAAUACGUAACAAUGUAUUGUCUAUUAUAUGUUGCAUGACUUUGUGUUCUUGUGUUUAUGAUGUAAAGCACUUUGAAAUGCCUUGCUACUGAAAUGUGCUAUACAAAUAAAAUUUGAUUUGAUUUUGA
This is a messenger RNA of Poeciliopsis prolifica (blackstripe livebearer), 2878 nucleotides long. RefSeq names its product mRNA export factor GLE1-like. The record is from RefSeq and is a predicted model, not a curated record. Bases 157 to 588 code for a protein of 143 amino acids. NCBI's taxonomy places the organism in Eukaryota, Metazoa, Chordata, Actinopteri, Cyprinodontiformes, Poeciliidae. The transcript is spliced from 2 exons.